Messenger RNA from Catharus ustulatus (Swainson's thrush), 5862 nucleotides. RefSeq names its product G protein-coupled receptor kinase 3 (gene GRK3). Gene Ontology annotation, molecular function: G protein-coupled receptor kinase activity; G protein-coupled receptor binding; ATP binding. Lineage: Eukaryota; Metazoa; Chordata; Aves; Passeriformes; Turdidae. Gene Ontology annotation, biological process: protein phosphorylation; regulation of signal transduction; G protein-coupled receptor signaling pathway. The record is from RefSeq and is a predicted model, not a curated record. The coding region runs from base 71 to 2137 and encodes 688 amino acids. The transcript has 21 exons.
GCCAACCCCCGCCCCGGGGGCGGCUGCCCCGGCGGAGCCUCCAUCUGCAGCCCGGCGGCGGAGCGGGAACAUGGCGGACCUGGAGGCGGUGCUGGCCGAUGUCAGCUACCUGAUGGCGAUGGAGAAGAGCAAGAGCACCCCGGCGGCCAGGGCCAGCAAGAAGAUCACCCUGCCCGAGCCCAGUAUCCGCAGUGUUAUGCAGAAAUACCUCGAGGAAAGGGGUGAAUUAACCUUCGACAAGAUUUUUCAUCAGAAAAUUGGAUUUCUGCUCUUUAAAGACUAUUGCAUGAAUGAGAUUGAUGAAGCUGUGCCUCAGCUGAAGUUCUAUGAAGAGAUCAAGGAGUACGAGAAGCUGGACUCGGAGGAGGAGCGGCUGUCGCGGAGCCGGCAGAUCUACGACACCUACAUCAUGAAGGAGCUGCUCUCCUGUUCCCACCCUUUCUCAAAACAAGCUGUAGAUCAUGUACAAACACAUUUAGCCAAGAAACAAGUGCCAGCCAGCCUUUUCCAGCCAUAUAUAGAAGAAAUUUGUGAUAGUCUCCGAGGAAAAAUAUUUCAAAAAUUUAUGGAAAGUGACAAGUUUACUAGAUUUUGUCAAUGGAAAAAUGUAGAGCUAAAUAUUCAUCUGACCAUGAAUGAUUUUAGUGUACAUAGAAUAAUAGGAAGAGGGGGAUUUGGUGAAGUGUAUGGCUGCAGAAAAGCAGACACUGGAAAAAUGUAUGCAAUGAAAUGUUUAGAUAAGAAGAGAAUCAAGAUGAAGCAAGGAGAAACAUUAGCCUUAAAUGAAAGAAUUAUGCUGUCUCUUGUCAGUACAGGAGACUGUCCUUUUAUAGUCUGUAUGACCUAUGCCUUCCACACCCCUGACAAGCUCUGCUUCAUUCUGGACCUCAUGAAUGGAGGAGAUUUGCACUACCACCUCUCCCAGCACGGAGUGUUUUCUGAAAAAGAAAUGAGGUUUUAUGCUACUGAAAUCAUCCUGGGGUUAGAGCAUAUGCACAAUCGCUUCGUGGUGUACAGAGACCUGAAGCCUGCAAAUAUCCUGCUGGAUGAACAUGGGCACGUGAGGAUAUCAGACCUUGGGCUGGCUUGUGACUUUUCCAAAAAGAAGCCACAUGCCAGUGUAGGAACCCACGGGUACAUGGCCCCCGAGGUGCUGCAGAAGGGCACAGCCUACGACAGCAGUGCUGACUGGUUCUCCCUGGGCUGCAUGCUCUUCAAGCUGCUGAGGGGGCACAGCCCUUUCAGGCAGCACAAAACCAAAGAUAAGCACGAGAUCGACCGGAUGACGCUCACCGUGAACGUGGAGCUCCCGGAUUCCUUUUCUCCCGAGCUCAAGUCCCUUCUGGAAGGGCUCCUGCAGCGGGAUGUGAGCAAGAGGCUUGGAUGCCAAGGAAGAAGCGCACAAGAAGUAAAGGAACAUCCUUUCUUCAAAGGCAUUGAUUGGCAGCAAGUCUAUUUACAGAAGUACCCUCCCCCCUUGAUUCCUCCCCGGGGAGAAGUCAAUGCAGCAGAUGCUUUUGAUAUUGGCUCCUUUGAUGAAGAGGACACUAAAGGCAUUAAGUUGCUUGAUAGUGACCAGGAGUUAUAUAAGAACUUCCCUCUGGUAAUAUCGGAGCGUUGGCAGCAAGAAGUAGCAGAAACUGUUUAUGAUGCAGUAAAUGCAGACACAGAUAAAAUUGAGGCCAGAAAAAGGGCUAAAAAUAAGCAGCUUGGCCACGAGGAAGAUUAUGCCCUGGGGAAGGACUGUAUCAUGCAUGGGUACAUGCUCAAGCUGGGGAACCCCUUCCUGACUCAGUGGCAGCGGCGUUACUUUUACCUCUUCCCCAACCGGCUGGAGUGGCGAGGAGAAGGAGAGUCCCGGCAAAACCUGCUGACAAUGGAACAAAUAGUAUCUGUUGAAGAAACACAAAUUAAAGAUAAAAAAUGCAUCUUACUGAGAAUUAAAGGAGGAAAACAGUUUGUCCUACAGUGUGAGAGCGACCCUGAGUUUGUUCAGUGGAAAAAAGAGCUGACAGAGGCUUUCACCGAGGCCCAGAGGUUGCUGCGCCGGGCUCCGAAGUUCCUCAAUAAAUCGCGCUCCACAGUCGUAGAGCUCUCGAAGCCCCCGCUCAGCCACAGGAACAGCAACGGGCUGUAGGAGACACCGACCACGUUCCCGCAGGGAGAGCUGCUUGGUGAACCUGCAGAGCGUCCCAGAAUCCUUGUGAAAGAACGAAUGACUUUGUGCAGUCCUGGCCGCGGGAUGUGCCCGGGAGAGGAGGGAUUCGAUGUUUACAGCGUGGGGUCACGUCAGGACUCUGUGGAAGGGUGGCAGAGUUGGGGACACCCUGCCCCUGGCAGCGCUGGAAGUCACCAAGCGGAGAGGCUGCUCCUUGUCCCACGCGUCCCCACCCCCGGUGGGGCCCGGCUGAGCUCCGUCCCUCUGGAACUACUGAUGGAAGGAAGAGGUUUUUUUUUUUUUUGUUUUUUUUUUUUCCCCUGCCGUGCCCUCUCUCGGUGGCGCCGGGGGUGGCACGGGUGCUGCUGGCUGGGUGACACUCCCGUGGUGACACCGACGGAGCCGUGGUGGGUGCCCCUCACUCUGUCGUGUUGCCGUGUCCUUCCCGACCAUUACUGCUGACUCUCUGAUAACCUUUGCUCCAUACUGCUGAUGAUCAACAGUGUGACUCUGAUGCACUUCAAAGUACUGAAUUCUAACUGUCCUGUGGUUUAAAUGUUAUUGCUACUUCAUGGGAGCGUUGAACUCGAAUUAUUCCCUGGGUUUGUUGUACUCACUAAUAGUAGCUACCACCGUUUUGCUUCUUCUACGUAUAUGCAGUACUAUAACUGACACAAUAGAGUAAUAAUUGGUGAAGAGGAAUUUAUGGUAGCUUCAUCUAGUGCUCUGUUGUAUAAAUUGACUAUUUUAGCACAGUUUUUAAAGAGCAGAUUCCUUUUGACAAGUUUACAGUGAACAUAAAAGACAGUUCUUUUCCAUUUCAGGUCAACUGCACUUUUUAAAAAAUUAAAAAAGAAAUGAUUCAAACCCGGCGCGUUCUAGAGCGUGUGCUGGGUUCCGGUGUGUGUGGGUACCUCGGUACGUAUCCCUGAUCACUCCUCAGUCCUGGGGCUUGGGAUCCUCCUCUGCUGUACACAGGUGUGUUCCCAUAGCAUAGAAAUCCCCAAAAAUCCCCAAAAAUCCCCAGUUCCCCCUGGAGCCCGGCCCAGGAGGUUCGUGCACACAUCACAGCUCGGCUUGGGAAAGGAUCUCUCCUUUUCUGUUCUGAAGAGUUCCAACUGCCCACAGUGAAAGUAGUGUGAGAAAACUGAGUGUGGAGCUGGCAGAGCGAGCUGAUCAAACGCCAGGUUUGGGUUAAUUCUACCUGAGGAUGGAAAGUCUGGCUGAAGGAAAGAUCUAAUCCUGAGCUGUCCCACAGCUUCAAGCUGGGCCUCGCUCUGAGUGUCCUGCUGGUUUAUAAGAGAGAGGUCAGGGCUGAACUUAAGCUUUUUUUCCAAUUCAGUGAACAGCUUAGAGAAGGUUUUUCUUCCCAGCUGCAGAGGUACAACUCUCAUAGUCCCUGAAGACAGUGGAGUUGUGCCUCUGUAAGUGGGAGCAGGAUUUGUGCGUGGCUUGUCGAGCGUGUGUGGCUGUCAGAUCACCACAGAGUUCCUUGGAGAGAAGCUGUAAAAGUGGCUCUGUCUGCUUCUGCAUGGGAGCAGGGUUUGCUGCAGAGCUUGUGCCAACCCUGGCUGACCACCUGGGGCUGCACCAAAGGGAAAUGCAUUCUGGAAAAUACCCUCUGUGAGUCAGUGGGUCCUUUCAAUGGUUUCCUCCCCCCCAUUUAUUUUCCAAAUUAUUCUAUGUAAACAGUACCAGCCUCUCUGUCAUUCCUGUUGGAAUGCUCCUCUGUAAGGAGCAGUGUCAGAGGUGAUUGUUCAAAGGUUUGACUUGAUGAUCUUGGAGGUCUUUUCCAACCUAAAAUGGUUCCAUGAAUCUUUGUGUGGUAUUUAAGAAGUGUUUGGGAUAGAAAAUGUCUCAUCCCACUGGCUGUGGUUCAGCAUUCCCUACAAUACCAUGCAAUGCUCGUAUUUUUCUCCUUGAUUUAGAAAAAAGCCCUCAGAUGGUGUUAAAACCUUCUCACAGUUCUUGUGUAACUUGUUUUUACUUUCUUAGUCCCUGCUCAGUUCAUUCUUCUCCUUCAGUUAUUUUCCAUGGAUUUCACUCUCACUCCCUGUCAGCAGAUCCCGGUGCCGAUGUCAGUGAGGGAGGAGCAGGUCAUCAACUGGGAAACUGUGCCUCAAACCCAGAGAUUUUACAUGAAAUGAAGGCUGUGCAUUCACUUAGGGAAAUACAGCUGGUUUGGAAUGUGAUGGAGUUGGGAUGGCCCUGGAAUAUCCUCAUUAUCCUGGGGAUGGGGAUUGCUGCCCCAUCCAACCUCCAGUGAGAGAUUUGGGUUUCUUUAGCCAGCUGAAAAUCUGAUUUAUUGCCAAGUGGAAAUAGCUUUAUUUUUGUGACUUGUAUCUAAGUGUGCAGCCAGGAGAGGAGAGGUUAUCACAGUGACAAACUCCUGAACGAAGCUGGGAUCCCAGUAAGGAAUGGGGCUCUGUGUGGAGGUGAUGGAUGUGCUGGUGUGGAGGGAGAGUUGGAAUUGCACCCUCCAAAGUAAAAAAUCCUGGAUACUGCCCCAGACUGCUCAUUCCUGGUGUAGGAACCAGAGUCUCUGAAGUUCUUGUUUUGGACAAAGAUUCCUGGUGGUGUUAAUUUGCAGGAGGGUCUUUGGCUGUGUGUUUAGGAUCCUUCAUUUAUUUGCUAAUUAUUUUGCAAAUUCAUGAAACUGUUAAAGGAGCAUUCACUGUAGGGUGUUUUUGUGGUGGUUUUUUUUUCAAUCCUUCAUCCAAGUGUUGGCCAUCCACUACUCCAAGUGUAAAUCUUCUUCCUCUUAGCUGUGUUUGAGCUUUUUGUGUUCUUGUCCCUGGUCCAGCAGAGCCCUGGCUGCAGGCUCACGGGUUCUUCCCAAAGUGCUGCUGUGAGAGAAGCUGGAGUAAUGCUGGAGUGGAUCCAGCUGGGAUUGACAUUCCUGGUAUGUUCCCCCACCCCCCAGCAGGCUUCAAAAAAUCUUGGAGCAGGCUAAUAAUAGCUGGAAGUGUGUCUGGGAAGGGAAGCCUGGCAGGUAGGGAGGGAGAGAGCAGCUUCAGGGAUAGACCUUGGCUUAGUCACAUUCGAGUUCUCCUUAAUUUCUUGGGGCUGCCCUGAGCAUGGUCAGGAGUUGGGCUCUGAUGAUCCUUGUGGGUCCCCUCCAGCUCAGGAUAUUCCAUGAGUCUGUGAUUCAGCACCUCCCCUUUAGAAACCCAGUGGAAGAUUUUCUACCAAGGGGGGAAAACCCAGAAAUUGAAUUGUGAGGUUGGGUUUGGCUUGGAGAUAGAUCAGCUGUUUGCAGCCCAGUGUGGAGGUGGUGGAAGUAAGCCCUGGUUUGUGCUAAAAGAAGCUUGUUCUGGUUUGAUCCUGCCCUCUGCUGCUGCCCAGAGCAGCUCUGGGCUUGAUGCUCCCUGAGCAGCACCUGGUGAUGAGGUGACUCCAUCAUCAUUCCUCCUUUUACACUGAACCAGCUCAUGAGGAGUGAAAGAGCUCUGAGCUGCUCUUUCGCUGGCAGCUGGUCAGCUUUAGGACCAGGUUCCUUGAUUCCAUGUCCAUAUCCGUGUCCCACAGCCGUUGGCACAGCAGUGUCACCUCCCAGCACGUGGCAGUGACACGGCUCCUCCACCUCUGAGGUGUUUGCACCCAGAAUACCCCCAGAGGAAGGACUGUUUGAAGUGUACAGUAGACAAUAAAUAAUUCUAGUUGUGUUGAUUAAUAUAAGGAAUGAGUCAGUUCUACAAAUUAAA